Colletotrichum spaethianum is the source of this 378-nucleotide messenger RNA. RefSeq lists its product as uncharacterized. The record is from RefSeq and is a predicted model, not a curated record. The coding region runs from base 1 to 378 and encodes 125 amino acids. The transcript has 2 exons. Lineage: Eukaryota; Fungi; Ascomycota; Sordariomycetes; Glomerellales; Glomerellaceae.
AUGGCCCGAUCCACUUUGACUCCUGAGCCCGCCGCCGACGCCGACAUUGAUGAGUUCGAGGAAGAAGAAGAAGUUGACGACAUUACCGAUGAUGGUGAAGUUGAUGCACAGGGAAAGAAGAAGAAGAAGAAGAAGAAGAAGGGCAAGAAGGGCAAGAAGGGUAAGAAGAAGGGCAAGAAGCCUGAAGCCGAGAAGCCCGACGCUGCUACCCAACCACCUCCGGCCGCUGGAGCAGCACCUGCUCCGGGAGGCGCCGCCGCUACGCCUGCAUCAGGUACCACUCCAGCUGAUGCCCAGUCUCCGGGGGCACCCGCCGCUGCCGCACCUCCCUCAACACCUGCUACUCCUCGCUUCGUUGCCAGAGCAUUCAAGGCUUGA